Messenger RNA from Hirsutella rhossiliensis, 1035 nucleotides. Its product is annotated as short chain dehydrogenase domain-containing protein. Lineage: Eukaryota; Fungi; Ascomycota; Sordariomycetes; Hypocreales; Ophiocordycipitaceae. The record is from RefSeq and is a predicted model, not a curated record. The transcript is spliced from 2 exons. The coding region runs from base 1 to 1035 and encodes 344 amino acids.
AUGGACUCACAUAGCCGGCCAGACGCUCCCGUGCCAGACGUCGCUCCCGACGUGCAGUCCAUCAGGCCGCGGCUUCAGCUGCCGGCGAGUUGCGAUCCGCCUUCGGUCAGCUCUGCUACGCGGCAACUCGUAUGGAUCGUCUUUGGUGGCACCGGCCACAUGGGCCGCUCUCUUGUCAAGUGUGCCCUCUCGCGAGGCGACCUCGUCACCUCAGUUGGCCGUGUGUUUGAAACGAGCCCCGACGACAUGUCGAACAUCCACCAGAACUGCCUCGGCACCCUCUGUGACGUGCGAUCCCGUGAGUCUGUUGGUCAGGCUGUCCAGAUCACACUCGACCGCUUUCGUCGGAUCGACGUUGUCGCCAAUUGCUCUGGGUACGGCGUCAUCGGCGCUUGCGAGGACCAGGAUGAGCACGACUUGCGCAAUCAGUUCGAGACCAACUUCAUGGGGACCCUUCACGUCAUCCACGCCACCCUUCCUUACUUCCGGAGACAGAACUCUGGACGCUACCUCAUCUUCAGCUCCACUUCGGGUGCGCUUGGUGUUCCUGGCCUGGGUCCUUAUUGUGCCACCAAAUAUGCCGUCGAGGGAUUGAUCGAGGCAAUGCUCUACGAAACGGACUCGUUCAACAUUAAGGCUACGUUGAUCGAACCAGGUCUCGUCAGGCGCGACGAGCCGGACACAGCCGACAACCCACUGCCGACCUGGGGCCAUUUUCUCAUCAAGCUCCCCAGCUCGGGCUAUUCCCACUCGACAUCGCCGGCUCUUCACGCAAAGAGAAUGGUGCAGUGGCUCGGCGAUCGCCAACCCACCAGCGCUGUCAAGUGCGCCGAGCUCGUCUGGCAGCUCGCGCACUGCUCAUACCCGCCUCUGCGCCUUCUGCUCGGAAGCUACGCCAUUGAGAGCAUUCGUGAUCGCAUGCGAUCGGUGACGGAGGAACUGGAAGACUGGAAACACCUGAACUUCCCAUUUACGCCAGACGGCGACAAGGAUCACAGCCACCGGGAUGACAACAGAAUGGACACUCCCGCCUGA